Messenger RNA from Candidozyma duobushaemuli, 1077 nucleotides. RefSeq lists its product as uncharacterized. Gene Ontology annotation, cellular component: nucleus. The transcript has a single exon. NCBI's taxonomy places the organism in Eukaryota, Fungi, Ascomycota, Pichiomycetes, Serinales, Metschnikowiaceae. The coding region runs from base 1 to 1077 and encodes 358 amino acids. Gene Ontology annotation, biological process: rRNA processing. The record is from RefSeq and is a predicted model, not a curated record.
AUGGGCUCAAAAAGGAAGAGACAGGAGAAGAAGAAGGAUUUCCAGAAGGCAAAGCUCAAAGUUGGUAAAACGGCGAAGAAGCCAGACAAUUUCACAGAUACCUCAUUCACAGCAAAGUCUAUCUCUUUGCCGAAUCAGUCUGUCUCAAAGAAGAGCUCAUCUGGACCAGUCGACUUGUCUCAUCAAAUUUCGUUGACGAAACAUCAUAGUUCCCAAACAAGAAAAGAGGUGCUUGGAUUUAUCGAAAACCAUCUUCCGUCUAAUCCAUCGCUAUACAAGCAGAUUAUCACUGCCACCAUACCGCUCAUCACAGACCUGAGUCCUGGUGUCAGACUGGCCCUCGUUUCUCUAUUAAAAGCAUGUGCAAAUAAACAGAGUGGAUUAUUAGAGCUCCACAUGCGGUCCAUUGUGCUUUUCUUGAACUCGGCCAUGACCCACAUCCAACCAGAUAUCAGAGCAUCUUCAACGUCCUUGCUCGAAAUACUUGUUGACCUAGCACCCGAGCCUCUUGUCAAGGGAUAUUUUGUCAAGGUUUUGAAAAGCUACUAUGCUUUAUUGUCUUGGCCCUUGACGGGCGAUCGUAAAGCAGUCUCGCUUGCAGUGAACAGUAAUGGCUCUUUAGGUGGAGGCAAAAAGUCCAGGGCACAACACAUCCGAAUCCUACGCAAGUUUCUCAAUGCAGCUCUCGAUGAAGAGGCUGCCAAGAAGUCGGUGCUCUCCAUUGACUGGUCCCAGGUUAACAUGCCUCAUCACACGACCCCCAAUUUCAUGAUCCCCCAGAUUCCACAGGCAUUUUCCUCCUUCAAAUUUUUUGUCGACGAGCUCCCGUCAUCAACAUCUAAAGUAGCAUCUGAAAAUACCAAGGAAGGUGAAUUUUCGCUACGAGAAGCUGAGACCAUGUCCACAGAAGAUAUUCAUACAAGACAGAAAAUUAUGAAAGAUGUUUUCCUCGAUAGCAUCUUGAAAAACCUCGCAAAUGCCAGUAAAGAAGGAGGCGAAAUCGGUAUUGAGGCGAAUGGCUGUAUUGAAACAAUCAAUACCCUCAAGAACCCGACGGAUGGUUCAGAAAAUCAAUAA